UGAGUUCCGGCUGCUCCACAGCGCCCGCCCCGCCCUGCCCGGUGUCGUCUUUCUCUCUCCUCCCCUGGACUUUGUUUCCCGAGGCCGGGAGGGGCCCAGGAGGAGGAGGAGGGGGCGCACCUGCUCCCGGGGCGGGCCGUCCCCUGGCAACCGCGGGCAGGGCGGCGCCGGGAGGCCUGGGUGCCCGGCGGCGGAGCGGAGCCGAGUCAGGAGGCUGCUGGGCCCGGGAGCCGCGGUGAGCCCAGCGCAUCUCCGCCCGGGAGCCCGAGAGCCCGGAACAUGGACCGAGUGACCAGAUACCAGAUCCUGAACAUCCCCCACUCGCGGCGCCUGGCCGGCCCGGCCUUCGACGGCGACCCCAGCUACACGGUCGAGCUGGUGAGCGUGGGGCCCCGGGCCGGCGGCUGGAGCCAGGACGACCCGCAGGCGUGGCCGGCUGACCGCAAGGCCCGGCCAAACCUGGCGCGGCCGGGGGCGCCCUACAGCCCGCGGGCCUUCUCGGUCCAGCGGUCCGCGCGGUCCCUCCACCCGGAGGACGGCGAGGAGGAGGAGGCGGAGGUGUACCACCUGGACGUCAGGCGGCCGUGGGACCUGGAGCGGGAGCGCUGGGUGGUCAUCCAGGGCCAGGCGGUCAAGACGAGCGACGGGGGGGCCACGCUGGGUGACGCCCCUGACCACGGGGCCCCCGGGAGCCCCGGCCGGCGGCCGCCGUCCACACCCGCGGAGGAGAACGCGGUCGACAGGGAGCAGAUCGACUUCCUGGCGGCCAGGCGGCAGUUUCUGGGCCUGGAGCAGGCGCGCGCCGACGCCCCUCGGAGACCCGCGGGCAGGGCGGCCCCCGCGCACGGCCCGCCCAGGCUCAGCCCGGCGCCCAAGGCCGGGACCAGGCCGCCGCUGGCCAACGGGCACGCGGCGCCGGCGAAGCCCCCGGGGAAGGAGGUGGUCCUGGAGGAGAGGGGCGUGCGCGGUUGGUCCGCGGGGGCCGCCGUCCCGGCUGCCGUCGAGCCCCCCGAGGCGCCCGGGGAGACGCCCAUCGAGCGCGAGAUCCGGCUGGCGCAGGAGCGGGAGGCGGCCCUGCGGGAGCAGCGGGGGCUGCAGCGGGCGGGCGGCCGCCAGGAGCUGGUGCAGGUGGUGUCGCGGCCGGUGCUGAGCAAAGUGACCCUGGCCGACGCCCCGAGGCGCGAGCGCGGGCGGCCGUCGCUCUACGUGCAGCGGGACCUGGCGCAGGAGACGCAGCGCGAGCAGGACCACCUGCGCGAGGGCCGGCGGGUCGGCCGCGCGUCCACCCCCGACUGGGCCUCCGACGGGUCCCCCCCGCCCGCCGGGCUGCGGAGGGCGCUCAGCUCGGACUCCAUCCUCGGCCCGACCCCCGACGCCAGGGCGGCCGACCCGGUUCCCGAGGCGCGCAGGGUGAGCCGCAUCCCGCCCAGCGCCUACCAGCCGUACCUGGGCUCCGCGGCGCCCGGGCCCGAGCUCCCCGCCGUCUACGCCGACGACGCCGAGGCCGCGGGGUCCCCGAGGCAUCUCUGGGGAGCCCCCGGGAAACCCCGGGGCGCGAAGCAGGAGCGCUCCAAGGCGGCGCAGGGAGCCCCGCGGGCCGACGGGGGCGUCGUGCGCUGGGAGAGCUUCCGCCUCCGUCCGCUGCGUUUCGGGGUCCCGGAGGAGCCCCCGCAGGCCGAGGCCCCCCGGGGCUGGGGCUGGGAGGCACCCGGGGCCCCAGCCACGAGGCUGCACAGGUCCGGGUCGUCGGAGCUGCUGGAGCGCGAGGUGGAGACGGUGCUGCGCCGGGAGCGCGAGUUGGCGGCGGAGAGGCGGAGCGCGCUCUUCCCCGAGGUCUUUUCGCCGUCGCCGGACGCGGACGCGGACGACGACCGCGGCUCCAGGAGCUCGUCCCAGGCGUCCGGCCUCACGGGCAGCUACUCGGUGUCCGAGGUGCACUUCCGCCCCAUCCACCUGCAGUCGGGCCUGGCGUGGACGGCGGAGGCCCCGGCCGAGGCAGCGCCCGGGCAGAGAAAGAGGAAGGAGCAGUGGUACGCAGGCAUCAACCCCGCGGACAACAUCAACUCGGACAUCCUGGAAGCCACGAGGGUGACCCGUCACAAGAGCGCCAGGGCAGAACGCUGGGAAGCCGGCAUCUACGCGAGCGAGGACGAGGACUGAGCCUGGGGACAGGGGCGCCCACCCCCUGCCCUGCCAUGACCCCGUGGGAACUGCCAAGACUGCCCCCGAGCCCCCCGCCACCGACCCCAGCUUAGGAAAUAGGUCCCCGGCCAGACCCACACGGGGGUCACGGGCGCCAACCCCGGGGCAGCCGCGCUCUCCGACUCUCGAGGGCUUUCUUUUCCGUUUUUAUUUUCCGGGAGAAAUCGUUGUGGGUUUUGGGUCCAAAGCUGGGAGGAAACGGGAUUUCUGUCGAUUCUUUCUGCUCCUGAGAGUUUGCCAAACGCCGUCCGGCCCGAGGAGGAGGGGGGCCAGCUCCCCGCCACCCGGGGUCUCCGAGCCGAGCCCCCACCCAGUGGAGGAAGGGCUCGAUUCGGGGUCCUCCUGCUGUGCCCCCCACACUGCCUGUCCCGCGAAAUGAAAUAAACCCGCGGGGCCGCCUGGCCCCCUCUGUCUGUUCCGCUUUCUUGA
Molecule: messenger RNA, 2631 nt
Organism: Equus quagga
Lineage: Eukaryota; Metazoa; Chordata; Mammalia; Perissodactyla; Equidae
Gene: MISP
Product: mitotic spindle positioning
Exons: 5
Coding region: 280-2160 (626 amino acids)
Source: RefSeq, a predicted model, not a curated record